Molecule: messenger RNA, 2064 nt
Organism: Macroventuria anomochaeta
Lineage: Eukaryota; Fungi; Ascomycota; Dothideomycetes; Pleosporales; Didymellaceae
Product: F-box/WD repeat-containing protein pof1
Exons: 5
Coding region: 1-2064 (687 amino acids)
Molecular function (GO): protein binding
Source: RefSeq, a predicted model, not a curated record
AUGGAGCACGACGACGACUACUUCACACCCCAGCACGACGGCCAGCACAGCGCCGGCGCCCAGAUCGACUCAGACACCGACAUGGCCGCCUCAGCCUCCGCAUCGUCAUCGCGGGCCGCCAUGCUCUCGUCGCCCGUUGCGCACACCCGCAAGCCCAGCAGACUGUCGCGCUCAGGAGUACCACGCCCAAUAAUAACACCUACGAGCCCUCUGUCGUCGACAAUACCGCAUAACCUGCUUCCCUCGGCGCCAGCAUCGCCGCCAACACCAGCGCCGAGUCCAACACCGACACAGCGAGCACCUGAUUGGAGCACAGCAGCCGAACAUGAAGACUCACACAUCAAGGCCAUACGAGGGCAUUUCGGUGAUAUGAACAGGGCAGAGCGCCUGAGGUUAUUAGGAGAACUGCUUAACCUCUGCGACAGCCAAGAACUGAGCUUCGUCGCCGAGUUCGUAAGCCCGAGGCUGAAAAAGGACCCGUUCCUGGUGCUUCCCACAGAGCUGUCCUUAAGGAUCCUCGAAUGCGUGGAUGACCCCACCACACUCGCGCGAGCGUCACAGGUUUCUAAGAAGUGGCGUGAACUAGUCAACGACGACGGCGCUUGGAGGUUAUUGUGUCAGAAGUACUCAUUUAGGCAGCUUCUGCCCCACGAACGGAACGAACCGGACUCCCCGAGCGACGAGAUGGAUACCGAACAGCCAUGGGCGCAGGAGCCAGACCGCGCAUCGAGAGCAGACGACACUCUUACGAACAAGCUCCUAGAAGUGGGAUCACCGAGCGCAGGGACUGGAGAGCUACGAACUCAAAGUCUGGACCGUAAUGCGAAGAGGACUACGUCGCAGCGCAAGUCGAAAGCCAUCACAUAUCGAUCACACUUCAAGCAGCGGUAUAUGGUUGAAACAGCAUGGCGCAACGGCGGUGUAUGCGACGCACGACAGAUCACACCAGAUCAAGGUGUGGUGACGAGUCUCCAUCUGACGAAGAAGUACAUCGUAGUCGCGCUCGACAACGCUAAAAUCCACGUCUUUGACACAGUCGGUGACCACCAGAAAACAUUGCAAGGACACGUUAUGGGUGUGUGGGCAAUGGUGCCCUGGGGCGAUUUGUUGGUCAGCGGUGGUUGUGACCGCGAUGUACGAGUGUGGAACUUGGCUACAGGGUAUCCUCAGUUCACACUCCGCGGACACACUUCGACAGUACGAUGUUUGAAGAUGUCAGAUGCCAACACCGCAAUCUCCGGCUCGCGAGAUACAACAUUGCGAAUCUGGGAUCUGAAGAAGGGCAUCUGCAAGCAUGUUCUGAUCGGUCACCAGGCCAGCGUUAGGUGCCUGGAGAUUCACGGCGACAUUGUUGUAUCAGGUAGCUACGACACCACAGCGAAGAUCUGGAGCAUCUCAGAGGGCAAGUGCCUGCGCACUCUUACAGGUCACUUCAGUCAGAUCUACGCAAUUGCAUUCGAUGGAAAAAAGAUCGCAACAGGCAGCCUGGACACAAGUGUCCGAAUCUGGGAUCCAAAUGACGGAAAAUGCUUGGCUGUGCUACAAGGCCACACCUCACUCGUUGGACAACUCCAGAUGCGCGACGAUAUCCUUGUGACUGGUGGAUCAGAUGGCUCGGUUCGAGUCUGGAGUUUAGCAACUUACCAGGCGAUUCACAGACUAGCUGCGCAUGACAACAGUGUCACCAGCUUACAGUUCGACAACACGAGGAUCGUCAGCGGUGGUAGUGACGGGCGAGUCAAGGUCUGGGACCUGAAGAAGGGCACCCUCGUACGAGAACUCAGUACACCAGCGGAAGCAGUUUGGAGAGUUGUGUUUGAGGAAGAGAAGGCAGUCAUCAUGGCCAGCAGAGUUGGGCGCACAAUCAUGGAGGUCUGGGACUUCUCCCCACCACCAGACGAGGACUACGACACACCACGCUCCGGCAGUCCAGCAAGCAUGCCUGAUCACCUCGACAUUGAACACCCCCGUCCUCAGUCCGCUAUCCUUCCUCGUACAAUGCCGCUUGUCCAGGAAGACGAUGGUGCUGGCGACGUCACGAUGGCAGAUGCUGGCGAAGUCUGA